Molecule: messenger RNA, 1460 nt
Organism: Galendromus occidentalis (western predatory mite)
Lineage: Eukaryota; Metazoa; Arthropoda; Arachnida; Mesostigmata; Phytoseiidae
Product: 14-3-3 protein zeta
Exons: 4
Coding region: 117-854 (245 amino acids)
Source: RefSeq, a predicted model, not a curated record
GAUGCAUUCAUCCGGUCCUCGCCAGGCAAGAGCUGCUUCUGCCAUUUUGAAAAGCGAGGCAUUUUUGGCAAUUUUUGGUGUUUUUGGGACGUGGUAGCGAGUGCUCAGUGGCCGUAAUGGACAAGGAGCAGCUGGUGCAGAGGGCGAAGAUCGCCGAGCAGGCUGAAAGGUACGAUGACAUGGCUGCUGCAAUGAAGCAGAUCACAGAAAGCUCACCCGAGCUGUCGAACGAGGAGAGAAACCUCCUAUCGGUAGCCUACAAAAAUGUCGUGGGCGCCCGAAGAAGUUCAUGGAGAGUUAUUUCGUCGAUCGAGCAGAAAACCGAAGGUUCGGAGAAGAAACAGGCCAUGGCCAAGGAAUACCGCGAAAAGGUCGAGAAGGAGCUCACCGACAUCUGCCAGAGUGUAUUAGGUCUUCUUGACAACUUCCUGAUCCCCAAAAGUACCAACACCGAGUCGAAGGUGUUCUACCUGAAAAUGAAGGGUGAUUACUAUCGGUACUUGGCUGAAGUUGCUACUGGGGACCAACGCACAGCCGUUGUCGAGGAAUCGCAAAAGGCCUACCAGGAAGCGUUCGACAUCAGCAAGGGGCAAAUGACACCGACGCAUCCCAUCCGGCUAGGUCUCGCGCUCAAUUUCAGUGUCUUCUACUACGAAAUCCUGAACGCGCCCGACAAGGCAUGCCAACUCGCCAAGCAGGCUUUCGAUGAUGCGAUCGCCGAGCUCGACACCCUUAACGAGGAUUCCUACAAGGACUCGACGCUUAUAAUGCAGCUCCUCAGGGAUAACCUCACGUUGUGGACCUCCGACACUCAAGGCGAGGACGGCGCCCCGCCCGAGGGUGACGGCAACUAAGUCGCGACUGUAUCUCCAAUUCAGAAUCCCGGCUGAGGCGUGUACGUAGGUACGUCAGCUGAAAGGAGUAAAGGAAGAGGCGGAAGAGAAAAAACGAAGAGCAAGCGAAUACAGAAGCUGAGAACGCAUAGACAAAAGCGAAAGGACAAAACAGAGAUAAGCAACCGACUCCUUUAGAUUCAAGACAGGAGGAAAAAUGAAAAAAAAUCCUACAGUUAAUGAAGCCUAAGAAGACGGAGACAUUAAGAAGACAACGCAGAAGAAGAGGCGGAAGUACAGAAAGGAGGAAGCAAAGACGGAAAAGGAUGGAAGCAAACUGGAAGGAAACUAAAUGAACGGAUUUUUGGUAAAAUUCGAUGAAUUUCCCCCAGAACACAAUCUCGUUCAAUCAUUCGGAGAGAAAGAGAGGAUGUGAAUGGAAAUUUGGAAAGAAUGGAGCAAGGAUGGAAGAAGCAUAUGGAAAGGCGGACGCCGUUCUUCGAUUCGAAACUAUCGGAAACCCACAGAUUUCUUUUUCCCUGUAAGCAAAUUGGUCAGAACAAUCUGGAAUCCGGAUAUGCUGAAAAUAAACAGUCGGAGAGAUAAACGGCUUGUCGAAAGUCAAAA